This is a messenger RNA of Chara braunii, 4999 nucleotides long. The record is from the annotation of a GenBank genome assembly. NCBI's taxonomy places the organism in Eukaryota, Viridiplantae, Streptophyta, Charophyceae, Charales, Characeae.
GAUUGAACAGACUUUUUCCGAAUUUUAAAGUUUUGUUUUUCUUCUUUUUGAUUAGGAAACUGUUCAAAUUGGGCUCUGUCCGAUCCUUCCCACUUGUCUACUUCCUACCUAUUCCUCCCCCUCCAGUCCGGGUACUGGGCCAGUCCAUCAGAUUGGCCCUCGGGUGACUCUUCCGACUGCGGGCACAGCAGUGCAUGACACUGCUCACUCGAUCACAGACCAAGGCCAUGGACCGGAAGGCGGGAGAAUCCCUUCUGGCCUAUGAGGAACGCCUGGCGGCAUUCAUUCAGGAGGCCAACGAUAGGGCCGCCGCCACGGCGAAGAAACGUAAUCGGCUCGAACAAGAGGAGGAGGCCAAUCGACAGAAGGAGGAACAGGACCGACUUCGUCAGGAAGAGGUAGACCUGCAGGCGGCAGCCGAACACCGGUCACGCCAGCGGGAUCGACUGUUCACGCGGGAGACCGUCAUCGGCGAUGAGGCCGCACAUUGGGUCUCCCACGACCUCGUGGCCACCUGCGCUCUGCAGCAAGAGGAAAUCCUUCACCUGCAGCAGACAGUGGACCAGAUGCUCGCACGGCCGCAGGCGUUGGAGAAACAGCCAGCUGCUAUAGCAGCCGCAGGGCCUUCCACCCUUACCACCCGUGUGCAAGUUUUGGAGGAUGACGUCAGCAACAUCAAGCGUGUGCAUCAGGACUUCCGGACGUCGCAGCAAGCAACGAACUUGCAGUUGGAGACGCGGGUCCAGGCUGCUGCCACCGUGAUGCCCGCCGCCGCAUCCUCCCGGCGCCCACCCAAGCCGGAUGACAUUCCCGUCUUCUGCGAUCAGUCCAAGACGGAACCGAUCCCGUGGUGGCGCCAGUUUACUCUCAGGCUCGACAUGCACCAUGUCCCGAACAACGAUCGACAUCCGUGCUUGUACCACCGACCUGGUGGUAAGUGUCAAGCAUGGCUAGACAACAUCUUGACCAGCCACGGCAUAGCAGUGUCGGAACUGCACACCAAGCUCACUUGGCAGGAGUUGGCUGGCGCCUGGCACAAGCGAUUCCAAGUGGAGCCGCCCGACUUGCAAGUGAUGGACAAGCUCUACAAGCUUCAUCAGAACACGCUACUCAACGAAGUCGCGAUGGGGGACAUGCUUGGCUACGUUGCCAAGGUGGCCCGCGAGUUUGUCUCGCAACGGUACGAAGAAAACAACGCACCAUUGAUCUACGUUCGCAUUCAGAUUGGGCAAGUGGCCUGCAACGCUUUGCUAGAUUGCGGCGCAACUCGCAACUUCAUCAGCCAGUCCUUCAUGACUCGGGCUGGCCUUGGCGCACAAGUACGGAGGAAGUCACAUCCGACGACGGUCGCUCUUGCCGACGGUAAGACGGAACAACUUUUAGACUGUUACAUCUCGGCUGUCCCGGUGUACUUUGCACUGCACGCAUGUGAAUCCGUCACUUUUGACGUGUUGGACACCAACUUCGAUGCCAUUUUGGGGAUGCCUUGGCUUUCUAGCGCGGACCACACGGUCAAUUUCCAUCGACACACGCUCACGAUUCAUGAUGCAACUGGCGCCGAGGUCCCGUGUAAUAUUCCUCCUCCUCGCUCUUCCAUUAGGUGCCAAGUCGUGAGUGCCAAAUCUUUUCGAGACACAUGCCGUUCCGAGCAUGUUGAAGAGAUUGGCUUCGCUUUGCUUCGAACCGUCCCGACGACCGAUUCAUCGUCCACAGAAGUGUCUUCCGACCCCCGUGUGACCCGGUUGUUAGACGAGUUCUCGGAUGUUUUUGAGACACCCUCCGGUAUAGUGCCAGACCGGCCAAUCUCUCACGAGAUCAUACUUGAGGCUGGCGCCGUGCCACCGAAAGGAUGCAUUUAUCGCAUGUCCAAGGAGGAGCUCACGGUUCUCCGUGCGCAACUCGACGAUCUACUCGACAAGGCCCGGUACAAAGCUAACCGCGACAAAUGCGAAUUUGUCCGGCAGGAGCUUGAAUACUUGGGUCAUUUUGUCUCUCCGGAAGGCAUUCGUCUGUUGGCGGACAAGAUUCAAGCCAUCCAGGAGUGGCUCGAGCCGAAGAAUGCGACGGACGUCCGAUCCUUCCUUGGCUUGGCCGGCUAUUAUCAGCGCUUCAUCAAGGGUUACUCGAAGAUCGCGGCCAACCUAAGCAAGUUACAAAGCGAGGAGCGGCCUUUUGACUUCGACGACGACGCGCGCCAUUCUUUUGAGACACUCAAAGCGGCACUCUUGUCAACCGAGGUGUUACAUAUUUACGACCCGCUUCUAGCUACGCACGUCACUACCGAUGCGUCGGGCUAUGGCAUUGGGGCCGUCCUUGAGCAGCACGAUGGCACGGACUGGCACCCGGUCGAAUACUUUAGCAAGAAAGUACCUCCCGUGCAUUCGAUCGACGACGCACGGAAGAAGGAGCUUCUUGCCUUCUUCCACGCCCUUAAGCGAUGCAUUUAUCGCAUGUCCAAGGAGGAGCUCACGGUUCUCCAUGCGCAACUCGACGAUCUACUCGACAAGGGUUGGAUCCGCCCUAGCAGCUCACCUUACGGUGCGCCCGUUCUCUUCGUUCGGAACAAGAACAAGGAUCUUCGACUUUGCAUUGACUACCGACGCCUCAACGUGCAAACCAUCAAGAACGCGGGGCCUCUACCUCGCAUUGACGAUUUGCUUGAGCGGUUGGGCGGCGCCAAGUACUUUUUGUUCACCAAUGCCCCAGCCACCUUUCAGGCGGCCAUGACCACCGAGUUUUAUGCUAUGUUGGACCGCUUUGUUUUGGUCUACUUAGACGACAUCCUCGUCGAUAGCCGAACUCUAGAGGAGCAUCUCGAGCACCUUCGCCUUGUUCUAGAGACUCUUCAGGCAUCCCGGUACAAAGCUAACCGCGACAAAUGCGAAUUUGUCUGGCAGGAGCUUGAAUACUUGGGUCAUUUUGUCUCUCCCGAAGGCAUUCGUCUGUUGGCGGACAAGAUUCAAGCCAUCCAGGAGUGGCUCGAGCCGAAGAAUGCGACGGACGUCCGAUCCUUCCUCGGCUUGGCCGGUUAUUAUCAGCGCUUCAUCAAGGUUUACUCGAAGAUCGCGGCCAACCUAAGCAAGUUACAAAGCGAGGAGCGGCAUUUUGACUUCGACGACGACGCGCGCCAUUCUUUUGAGACACUCAAAGCGGCACUCUUGUCCGCCGAGGUGUUACAUAUUUACGACCCGCUUCUAGCUACGCGCGUCAUUACCGAUGCAUCGGACUAUGGCAUUGGGGCCGUCCUUGAGCAGCACGAUGGCAUGGACUGGCACCCGGUCGAGUACUUUAGCAAGAAAGUACCUCCCGUGCAUUCGAUCGACGACGCACGGAAGAAGGAGCUUCUUGCCUUCUUCCACGCCCUCGAGCGUUGGCGACAUUUUCUCCUUAGUCAGAAAGCAUUCCGAUGGGUAACGGAUAACAAUCCGUUGAACGAGGUGGGCGGAUUCCUGGACAGAUUCACGGUGAUGGCAUUGGAACUACGCGAGCUCACAGCGUCCACCAAAUCAUUUCUACGGAGGAUAAUCUUGAAGAAGGUGAGAGCGAGGAUGACGAAAUACAGGGAGCAGCACAGGCACGUGACCGAGGAGCCGUUCGAGCAUCUAGCUGUCAAGCGGGAACUGGGGUUCCUCACCGGCCGCUUCCUCAUCUGUCCGGCGGAUAAAGCCUCGAGCACUCCGGCCUUCGUAUGCAAGAACUUCAUACGGAAGCUCGCCUUUGAGAUGUUGUCUGGACAUGAGUUUGCGAGCAUCGUCCCCCCCCUUGCAGCAGUCAUCUCACGAAUACAGUGCGAGCUUUCAGCUAUGCCCGUGCUGUCGACUGCACCAGCGACACUCCCGUACCUGAUGACGGUGUUUAAGGCGCAUAAAAGCACGCUUCACUGGAUCACGAACACGGCCAAGACAGUUGUUUCCCCGGAAGCGGACCUUUGCGCUUGUCUGCUUCAGUUUCUCCUUCCCCUGGUGCAGACGUUCUGUAAGGAGAGAAGCUGGGAGGUGGAGGAAUGGUUUGGUGUGAACUUGAGGCGAACUUGUGGUGGUGCGAAGGGAGAGGAGCUCGAGCCAUACCAUUCGAAUCAAGGAAGGACGAACGACAAGUUGUGGCCAUCGUGGGUGGAUGGCGAUCAGGCGGAGGGUAUGGGGUCUAUGCUGUUCAGGGAGGAGGAUGUCUGCUGGCUCACGGAGUGCUGCAUCGCCAACAGCGUGUUACGCAUGGGGGACGAUGUGUGGAGGCAGGUCAGGGGCUUCCCCAUGGGCUUGGCCUGCUCCCCGAUCUCGUGCGAUAUCUAUUUUUUUAAGUAUGAAUAUCACGCCAUGAUGAGAUUGGCAGAUACUGGGAAUGCGCAUCUGAUUCCAUACUUCUCGGACACCUUCAAGUACAUCGAUGACCUGGGCGCAAUCAACAACACCAUCAUCAAGAGUUUCAUGCGGAAGAAGGAGGACAGGGAGGAGAACGACCCGUGUUGGAUCUACCCAGACGAGUACAUAGAAAUUAAGGAGAAUACUGAGGUUGCGGUGGAUGAGUGCGGGCGAAAAGUCAACUUCCUCAGUUUGACCAUUACGAUCACCUCUCCUUUGCGGGGACGUACGUGGUACCAAGCGGUUGUCGGGGCGUGUGGCAGGAGGGGAGGUGCUUACUCUCGGACGGGCGGGGGGUUGUCGGGGCGUGUGGAAGGAGGGGAAGUGCUUACAACCGACGAGACGGCGUGGUUCGAGUAGAUGACACGACGACGUCGACGACUCAUCCCCUUUAGGAAGGCAGGAGACGAGGAGAUAUGGGUCAUCCGUUGCUACCGUGGCAGGGGGAGGGAGUGUUUCAUCAACACGCAUCAUGGGUGGGAGAGGUGGAGAGGCAGUGGUAAGGGGAAGGGAGGUCGACGGUACAGACAACUUCGUUCGUCUUCCAUGUCGUCUUUAUAUUGAUUGUCCAUCGACCUUCUUACUAUUUUGUACAUUGUCUAGAAUGAUGUACGUAUAGUUAGGUCUUAGGCACUUAAAGC